This is a messenger RNA of Paramuricea clavata, 539 nucleotides long. NCBI's taxonomy places the organism in Eukaryota, Metazoa, Cnidaria, Anthozoa, Malacalcyonacea, Plexauridae. The record is from the annotation of a GenBank genome assembly.
AUGGGGAGAGAACCUGAAAGGAGUGCAGAACACCUUAAAGCUGAGAACCCUGUCAUAGACAAGGUGGACAAAUCGAGCAGAAUCUAUACGUGUAGUUUGGACAAGCUACAAGCUUAUAAUGAACGCUUUAUCCGCCAUUCUGAAUUCAGUGGUAACUUUGACAACAGCACGAAGUGACUGCGAAAGGCUUUUACGAUAAAAUGAUGUCAGUAGAUUUCAUUUUGUCGAUAAUGUUUAUGAUGAACUUCAUGUCGAAAACAAAGUAGAUGACAGAGAUAUUACAAGAGGAAGAAUUACACAUCCUUGAUGCUAUGACGAUUAUCAGGGUCCAUGAUAGUCUGAAGAGAAUCAACCACGACUCUCAUGACAUUGAUGACGAAAUUCAUGCCGGUAUUGUGUAUGCAGGCAAGUUAGGCGGUGAUCCAGAAGCAGAAUUCAAUUGUAAGCAUCGUAUGAGAAGACCACCAAGGAGGAUCGAUGAUAACCCAACUCAGUCGCAAUUAAGCGACGCUAACAAUGAUGCAGUUUUACUGGAGUGA